Fibroporia radiculosa is the source of this 1035-nucleotide messenger RNA. RefSeq lists its product as uncharacterized. NCBI's taxonomy places the organism in Eukaryota, Fungi, Basidiomycota, Agaricomycetes, Polyporales, Fibroporiaceae. Gene Ontology annotation, cellular component: endoplasmic reticulum membrane. Gene Ontology annotation, molecular function: hydrolase activity, acting on ester bonds. The transcript is spliced from 2 exons. The record is from RefSeq and is a predicted model, not a curated record. Bases 1 to 1035 code for a protein of 344 amino acids. Gene Ontology annotation, biological process: GPI anchor biosynthetic process.
AUGAUCCUGCGGAUUCCCUUAUAUGUGGUCGCAGUACUGCUGUCGAGCCUUCAUGUAUAUGCAUCUUCUGGGGACCGCGCCGACAACUACCGGAAUUGUGUUUCGAAGUGCGAAUCUGUCAUUUGUACCGACUCGACUGGGACAAGCUCUCUUUCGCUAGCACUGCGGCUCGCACAAUGGACUUGCACAGAUGACUGCAAGUACAGAUGCAUGCACACAGUUACUGACUAUGCACUGGCCAAUGGGAUCGCGGUGCAACAAUACCAUGGAAAAUGGCCUUUCUGGCGAUUCGCCGGCAUGCAAGAACCGGCAUCGGUCCUAUUCUCCAUUCUGAACCUGUUGUGCCAUGUCAGGGGUGCGCGAUUGAUUCAAAGAGUCAUCCCCGAUCAUAACCCCGUGAAGAACUAUUACCUGAGGUUUGCGUUCGUCAGUGUAAAUGCUUGGCUGUGGUCUUCGGUUUUUCACACUCGAGACCUUCCUGCGACUGAGAAGUUAGACUACUUCUCUGCCGCCUUAGCUAUCCUCUAUGCCUUGUAUUAUACUGUCGUCCGCUUAUUUCACCUCUACCCUUCGGACAACAGCCGUCUUUCACUUGCAUCAAAACCGGCUCGCAAGCUUUCCGGAAUCUACAUCUUAUGGACAGGCAUAUGUGUCGCUGCUUAUAUCCUUCAUGUCUCUUAUCUCACACUAUUGCCACGCUUUGACUAUACUUACAACAUUGUGUUCAACCUUGUUGUCGGCAUGAUCCACAACUUCCUGUGGAUCGUAUAUGCGUUGCCCUCGUCCCUUCCAUCAAUCCGUCGUUUCCCAUUUCGACCACGAUCGUAUCGGCCUGGAUAUGCAUCCAAAGCCGCGCUUUUCGUCCUUCUUACAACACUAGCCACGUCCUUGGAGCUCCUCGAUUUUCCUCCUUGGAAAAGGAUUAUUGACGCUCAUUCAUUGUGGCAUUCGUCGACCGUCCCAAUUGCUGCUCUCUGGUACGAGUUCCUUGUUCAGGAUGCUCAGGAUGAAGGCUGGAGGGUACAAAGAUCAUAA